Molecule: messenger RNA, 935 nt
Organism: Puntigrus tetrazona (Sumatra barb)
Lineage: Eukaryota; Metazoa; Chordata; Actinopteri; Cypriniformes; Cyprinidae
Product: histone H3-like centromeric protein A
Exons: 5
Coding region: 193-630 (145 amino acids)
Cellular component (GO): nucleosome
Molecular function (GO): DNA binding; structural constituent of chromatin; protein heterodimerization activity
Source: RefSeq, a predicted model, not a curated record
CCUUAAAAAAUGAAUAUUUAUAAAUUAAAAGAGGUGGCCAAUCAAAGGCAUCUUCGUGACGUCAUGCGCCAUUGACUCUCUCAUUGGCCGAGGAACUGUUGGCAGCGUGCAGCACUGUUUGAAUUCGUACGUGUUCGAAGAUCUCACAACUACGGGUUUUGUCUAGCGCUCUUGAUCUUAUAUUUUGUGGACAUGCGGCACAAUAAAUCAGCUCACAGACGAAAGCCUUCGACUCCCAGGCGCAGAUCUCCUCCGGAACAGCGACCCUCGCCGUCAACAUCCCGAGCCCGGCGCAACAGCGGACCCUCCGAAGCAUCCCCACGCAAGAAACAUAGGUUUCGCCCUGGCACUCGAGCUCUCAUGGAGAUACGCAAAUAUCAGAAGUCUACUGAUCUGUUGCUGCGCAAGGCCCCGUUUUCACGGCUGGUUCGAGAGGUGUGUCAGACAUUUAGCAGAGAACACAUGAUGUGGCAAGGAUAUGCUCUAAUGGCUUUACAGGAGGCUGCAGAAGCAUUCAUGGUUCGCUUGUUUUCUGAUGCCAACCUCUGCGCUAUUCAUGCAAAAAGGGUGACACUGUUUCCACGAGACAUACAACUCGCCCGGCGAAUCAGAGGAGUUGAAAAUCUGUGAAGUCCGAUAUUCUGUCUUUUGUUUCUUUCUUUUUUUAAUAUUUCAUUAAUUUCUGUAAAGACGAAAAUGUAUGGACACUUUCUAUAUUUGGUGGCAUGAAAUCCGUUUUUCAUUCAAAUGUUUAAAUGGUUGCAUGUACGCAGUCAAAGAAACCAAAUGUUCAUAUGGCAUUGUAGUGCAUUGACCAAUUUUUUUUAUUUUUUUACAAUUGUAAUAUAAAACAUUUUAUUGUGUUGUGAAGUUGCAAAGAUGAUGUUUGUUCUGAUGAUGUUUACCAAUAAUAAACCGAUAUUUGCAGUAGUGCA